Messenger RNA from Mollisia scopiformis, 486 nucleotides. RefSeq lists its product as uncharacterized. The record is from RefSeq and is a predicted model, not a curated record. Lineage: Eukaryota; Fungi; Ascomycota; Leotiomycetes; Helotiales; Mollisiaceae. The transcript has 2 exons. The coding region runs from base 42 to 386 and encodes 114 amino acids.
AAUAAACCCGUCGACAUCAAAAUCUUAAGAAUAACGUAAACAUGUCUUCCGCCCCCGAGGAACCACAGACCAAGAUCCCCAUCGAAGAGGCGCGCAAGAUCUACGAUCUACCAAAUCCGAUGCCUCGACCCAUUAGAAGCCGUCAACUAAACAUGAUGUCAUACACCGAUGGUGAAGGUGUGAAGCGUGAGAUUUGGAUGCCGAGAGGGACCUCGACUCGGGCUUGCGAACUGUUGAUCGCGGAGGAUUGGGAUGAGCUUGCGAAGUAUCCUGUCCGGGGUCCAGAUAAUCUAAGCUAUCAGGAGGAGGAUGCGGCUGAAGCUAAAGAGAAUCAGAGGAAGGCUCAGGAGGAGAAGGACAAGGAGAUGAAAACUUCAACUGCUUAAUUUGUUCAAUGCGAUUUAUUGGGAUAGGUUGGAUCGUCUGAGAGGUACUUACCUUCAUUUGAGGCAUAACGCGCCAAAGUUAGCAGCAAUUAAUCAUCGU